Astyanax mexicanus (Mexican tetra) is the source of this 3142-nucleotide messenger RNA. It is a transcript of the gene exo1, whose product is annotated as exonuclease 1. Gene Ontology annotation, cellular component: nucleus. Gene Ontology annotation, molecular function: DNA binding; 5'-flap endonuclease activity; 5'-3' DNA exonuclease activity. Bases 505 to 2916 code for a protein of 803 amino acids. The record is from RefSeq and is a predicted model, not a curated record. Lineage: Eukaryota; Metazoa; Chordata; Actinopteri; Characiformes; Acestrorhamphidae. The transcript has 13 exons. Gene Ontology annotation, biological process: DNA recombination; mismatch repair.
GGGCUGGACGUCAAGUUUUGCCGCUAAAGUCGAAAUGGGUUAGUGGUGCGAGCUGAGCUGCAAAGGAGAGACGGAGAGAAGGCGAUAAACCACCCCCGGUUAUUGUGAUUAAAAAUGUUACUUGAAGCGGUUCGGUUUUAGAGACAGUUUAUAUAGCCUGUGGAGAGAGUCGGGCUGUGUUAAAGUUAGGCUCGGUCUGAGACUCGGAGAUCGGAGUAACGCGGGACCGCUGAGCUAGCCUGCUUUAGCUAACGUUAGUUAGUUUAGCCCGUUAGCCGGUUUUGGCGCUGACCGACUGGUUUAUGGAUUAAAUCUAAAGAAACGAUGAAGCGAUAACUCGAUAUUAUCCACCAACAUUUUAACUGGCGUUCAGAUUUCUACAUUUGAUUCUUUUUAACGGUCAUUUGAUUCCUGAACCGAUUCACUUUACAUUAGCUAGCUAUCAGUUCACGGUCGGUAGCUAAGUCAGUUAUCCAGCAGUUGUGAGUGUAAACCCGGGUCAAAAUGGGGAUUCAGGGGCUGCUGCAGUUUAUUAAAGACGCUUCAGAGCCCGUCCAUGUGAAGAAGUACCGGGGACAGACCGUGGCUGUGGACACUUACUGCUGGCUGCACAAAGGAGCGUUUUCCUGCGCUGAAAAGCUCGCUAAAGGAGAGCCCACUGACCAAUAUGUGUCCUACUGCAUGAAGUUUGUGGACAUGCUCCUGUCUUUUGGAGUCAAGCCAAUCUUGGUGUUUGAUGGACGGAACCUUCCAUCAAAGCAGGAAGUGGAGAAAGCGCGGCGAGAACGUCGUGAAGCGAACUUGCAGAAAGGGAAACAGCUGCUGCGGCAGGGGAAGCUGUCAGAAGCCAGAGACUGCUUUACUCGCUGUGUUAAUGUCACGCCCACCAUGGCCCAUGAAGUCAUUAAGGCUGCCAGGACACGCGGGGUGGACUGUGUUGUGGCCCCUUAUGAAGCCGAUGCCCAGCUGGCCUUCCUGAACAAAAGUGGAAUCGCUCAUGCCGUCAUCACAGAAGACUCAGACCUGCUGGCAUUCGGCUGCAAAAAGGUGUUAUUAAAGAUGGACAAGCAGGGGAACGGUCUGGAGAUUGACCAGUGCCACCUGGGACGCUGUCGGUCGCUGGGUGACAUCUUCACGGAGGAGAAGUUCCGCUACAUGUGCAUCCUGUCAGGCUGUGACUACCUGGCCUCGCUGUAUGGCAUCGGCCUGGGCAAGGCCUGCAAGCUGCUGAGAAUGGCCAACAACCCUGACAUCCUCAAGGUGAUCCGGAAGAUUGGUCAGUACCUGAAGAUGAACAUCACUGUGCCUGAAGAGUACGUCGAGGGCUUUGUGAAGGCCAACAAUACAUUCCUGUACCAGCUUGUGUUUGACCCCAUUAAUAGGAAAGUCGUGCCCCUAAACCCCUACCCUGAGAACAUCGAUCUGUCCACGCUCAGCUACGCUGGAGUGAAUGUCGGGGAUAAGCAAGGUCUGCAAAUGGCUCUUGGAAAUGUGGAUAUAUACACUAUGAAGAGAAUCGAUAAUUUUGACCCGGAUGCUCCACCAGCACAGCCUAUCAAAGCACCACGCAGUCGAGGCUGGAACGAUAAGUGUGAGGUUCAAAGCCCAGCCCGUGGCAGCAUCUGGAACAGGGGUUACCUGCCAAGCUCCUCCCAGCCUCAGAUACCGUCCUCCCCUGACAGACCUUCUCCUACCCGGGGAAAAGAGAGGCUCGUUACAGUGAAGGGCCUAAAGCUCUCCAGCAGAGAGCCACAGGUCAAAAGACCUCGUGAAGAGUCAGAAACCUCUGAAGUGGACAUUUUGGAGCAGUACUCGAUUAGUCCAAAGAGGCAGUGCAGAUCAGAGCCUGCUCGACAAGCUCCAAUCACUGUUGAAGUGGACUGCAGUACAUCCAAGGACACCAAUUCCAGCAUGGUUUCCAGCAAGCCUCGACCUCGUAACCGUUUUGCCACGCUGCUGCAGUGGAGGAACCAAUCAGAUGGGAACGAUGGAGAGCAGGGAACACGCAGCAGAUUCUUUGGUAGCGUUAAUGAUUCGGGAGCUGAAUCUCAGGAGCAGAAGUCCUCUGUGAAGGAAGAAUCAUCCAGUUCUAAGAAAACAGAUGACAUGCCCUUACCAGCCAAAGACCUAGUAUUGAAGAAUGAGACUGUAGACCCACUUACUGAACCCUCCAGCUUUUCACCUUCCCCUUCCCCUCCUCCUGGCCAUGCCAGCAUGGGCCUCAGUGCCUUUAAGUGGUCCAGUAGCACUGGAGGACAUUCCAGCAGUGUUUCAGCAGCAGCUUCAUCUGCCACUACAGACUGCCGAAGGACGCCCAGCACUCCCUCAGGCCUUUCAGCCCUACGCCAGUUCCAGAGAAAAAAGGAUACUCUAUCCUGGGGAGAAUCAUCCCAGCGCUCCCAAUCGUCCUCUCCUGUAGAGGGCGCUGCCGACAUAGAAAGUCCUCCUGGUUCUCCUCCCUCUCAAGACAGUGCUUACUUCUCUCAACCCAGCAGCAACCCCUCUAGUGUGGAGGAUUAUUCACCAACCACAAGUCAUCAGGUCAUUGGAGACUCACCUGAAAAGGAGACAGAUCAUUGGAAAGGUUGCGAUACUUCAGCGAUUCCCAGCAACUCCCCUGUAGAGGAGGUCAAAUGUACACCCAUGAGAUCAAAGGUGUCAGGUCUACCCCGCACGCGGCCCAGUGAGCAGGAUAAAGGUGUGAAGAUCAAACCUUCUGCCCCAGCCAGGGUGAGCGGCUUGAGAAAGAAGACUGGCACUCUGGGCAAGAAGGGAGCCGUUACAAACGAGAACAACCCAGGACUGCAGGCCACCAUCAGCGGCCUCUGGAAGAACUUCGGCUUUAAAAAGGAAAGCUCAAUGUUAAGCCCAAGUAAGAAAGGGAAGCCCAUGUCACCAGUGAAGGACAACGUGUAGAAGAACAGACCUUGAUGGAACAAACACCUCCACUUCCAGCUGUGGCCAGUUUGCCAGAUGUGCUGAUACUAUUGGAAGCUGGUGACUCUCUGUAACAACAGCUGAUCUUUAGAAACACUGGGCUUGGAUUACAUACCUGCUGUAAUACUCUUUAAACAUACUAUGUAUGUUCAUGUCUUAAUAUGGUUUUAGUUCAAUAAAUAUAAAAUAAAUCAGUUUAAAUAAA